Molecule: messenger RNA, 306 nt
Organism: Anisakis simplex (herring worm)
Lineage: Eukaryota; Metazoa; Nematoda; Chromadorea; Rhabditida; Anisakidae
Source: the annotation of a GenBank genome assembly
GGAUGUCCGAAGCAAUUCGCCGAUAUAUUCGACUAUCUGUCAAUGUUGAAUUACUUGAAUCGUCCAGAUUAUGAUAUGAUCGCAAGGAACUUUGAGUCAGCGAUGCGAAAACGAAACAUCAAUAAGGAUGCACCGAUCGAGUGGAAUAGUGAUCGUGUUGAACGAAGUGUUGUCGUUCAUACAAGCAAAGCGAUGAGUGAGACCAAAGCAGUGGCCGAUCACGAUCACACCACAGUCGACGACCCAACUAAUCCGAGACACCCGAUCCAACCGUACCGCAAACAGCUCAUGAACGUUGCAGCAUGA